AGCCAACUAGCGUGCGGAUAUUCGCUGCAGGUUUACGCUAUCAGUAAAUUAGGACAUGGCAGCCUCGCGAGCAGCUUGAGAGGUGGACGAGCGACGGACGGCGUUGCCUAAAUGAGAUAAAAGCGCGUGAUAGUGGCGGUUUCUGUUUGCUCUCCGUUGACGGAGGUUGUCGGUACAGACAGAAAUACCAACGAGGAAAGACGAGGCUAGCACAGUAAUAGUAGUCUGCUCCGCUACACCGCGAAAUGCUCUCUUCUAUGCUGAGGAUCUGUAUCCUACUAAUAUGUCUGCAACAGUGCGGUUAUGUUCACGGCUCCAGGGCAGAAUGUGACCCCAGCCAGUUCCAGUGUGGGAACGGCCGCUGCAUCCCCUCCGUGUGGCAGUGCGACGGGGACGAGGACUGCUCCGACGGCAGCGACGAGAACACGUGUGUGAGAAAGACGUGUGCAGAGAUGGACUUUGUGUGCCAGAAUGGCCAGUGUGUCCCCAAGAGGUGGCACUGCGACGGCGAACCGGACUGUGAAGAUGGAUCGGACGAGAGCGUGGAAGUCUGCCAUGCCAGGACGUGUCGUGUGAAUGAGUUCAGCUGCGGCGCAGGCUCCACCCAGUGCAUCCCCGUGUUCUGGAAGUGUGACGGAGAGAAGGACUGUGACAACGGAGAGGACGAGUUUAACUGUGGUAACAUCACCUGUGCUCCCCUGGAGUUCACCUGCGCCAGCGGCCGCUGCAUCUCCCGCAACUUCGUGUGCAACGCCGAGGACGACUGCGGGGACGGCAGUGACGAGCAGGACUGCUCGCCGUCCUCCUGCGCGCCCUCCGAGUUCCAGUGCGGCAACGCCACCUGCAUCCCCGCCAGCUGGGUGUGCGACGACGACGUGGACUGUCAGGACCAAUCGGACGAGUCCCCUCAGCGCUGCGGCCGCCACCCCACGCCGCCGGCCAAGUGCUCGUCCAGCGAGACGCAGUGCGGCUCCGGGGAGUGUAUACACAGGAAGUGGCGUUGCGACGGCGAUCCGGACUGCAAGGAUAGCAGCGACGAGGCCAACUGUCCUGUGCGUACCUGCAGGUCAGACCAGUUCAAGUGCGAGGACAGCAACUGUAUUCAUGGCAGCAGACAGUGUAAUGGUCUGCGAGACUGUGCAGACGGAUCAGAUGAAGUGAAUUGUAAAAACUUGACCCAGUGUAACGGACCAGAUAAAUUCAAGUGCCGUAGUGGAGAGUGUAUUGAGAUGAGCAAGGUGUGCAACAAGGCCCGGGACUGUCCUGACUGGAGCGAUGAGCCUAUUAAAGAGUGCAACCUAAACGAGUGUCUCCUGAACAACGGAGGCUGCUCACACAUCUGCAGGGACAUGGUGAUUGGCUACGAGUGUGACUGCACCCCCGGAUUGCAGCUCAUCGACCGCAAGACCUGUGGGGACAUUAACGAAUGUCUGAACCCCGGCAUCUGCAGUCAGAUCUGCAUAAACCUGAAGGGGGGCUACAAGUGCGAGUGUCACAACGGCUACCAGAUGGACCCCACCACCGGAGUCUGCAAGGCCGUGGGUAAGGAACCCUGUCUGAUUUUCACCAACCGCCGGGACAUCAGGAAGCUGGGUCUGGAGCGGAGGGAGUACACCCAGAUUGUGGAACAGCUCAGGAACACGGUGGCCUUGGACGCCGACUUCAACCAACAGAGGAUCUUCUGGGCCGACCUGGGACAGCGCGCCAUCUACAGCUCGGCCCUGGACAGGCGGGGAGACGUGCGAGCGGUUGGAAACCACACCAAGGUCAUCGACAACAUCCAGACGCCGGUCGGCAUCGCCGUGGACUGGAUCUACAAGAACAUCUACUGGUCCGACCUUGGGACGAAGAGCAUCGCCGUGGCCAACUUCAACGGAACCAAGCGAAAGGUCCUCUUCAACAAAGGCUUGAAGGAACCAGCCUCCAUCGCCGUGGACCCGCUCUCUGGCUUCCUGUACUGGUCGGACUGGGGUGAGCCUGCCAAGAUAGAAAAGUCUGGCAUGAAUGGAGUGGACCGCCAGGUUCUGGUGGACACAGACAUCCAGUGGCCCAAUGGCAUUACCCUGGACCUGAUCAAGAGCCGUCUGUACUGGGUUGACUCCAAGCUGCACAUGCUCUGUAGCGUGGACCUGAACGGGGACAACAGGAGGAGAGUGCUCCAGUCGUCAGACUACCUGGCUCACCCCUUCGCUCUCACGGUCUUCGAGGACCGUGUGUUCUGGACGGACGGGGAGAACGAGGCCAUCUACGGAGCCAACAAGUUCACAGGGUCAGACGUGGUGACUCUGGCCAGCAACCUGAACGAGCCCCAGGACAUUAUAGUCUACCAUGAACUCAUCCAGCUGUCUGGUACCAACUGGUGCAGUGAGAAGGGGGAGAACGGGGGCUGUAGCUUCAUGUGCCUGCCGGCCCCCCAGAUCAACAAACACUCUCCCAAGUUCACCUGUGUGUGUCCCGGGGACCAGGACCUGUCUGCAGACAGCCUCCGCUGCCGGCCAGUGGCCUCUCCCCCUCCCGCAGAGGAUGCUGGGAAGGCGCUGAUGCGUCCGGCAGCUGAGGCCAACGUGAGCACAUCCAUCCAUGAGGUCGACUCUACAGCUAGAGGGUCUGCUGCUGCGUGGGCCAUCCUACCUGUCUUGUUGCUGGCCAUGGCGGCGGCCGGAGGAUACCUCAUGUGGAGGAACUGGCAGCUGAAGAACCAGAAGAGCAUGAACUUCGACAACCCCGUCUACCUGAAGACCACCGAGGAGGACCUGAACAUCGACAUCACCCGCCACAGCUCCACUGUGGGCCACACAUAUCCUGCCAUCUCAGUGGUUAACACAGAUGAUGACCUCACCUAACUGAUUUCUUCAACACUCCCUGGCAGUUUACUGCACCUCUGGUUACUGUGCCAACGGUUGCUCCAGCGACCAUAUGCCUUCAGAAGUGCAUUAGCUUGUUGUUGUUCAUCAGGGGUAGCGGACUUGUCUGUCAUGUGUGAAUGUGCUAAUGAUCUGUAUCUGAAUCACACACGGUAUGUCCAAAGUUUGUUGGGAUCCUGGGGGUGUGGCCUCUCAAAUCCUCACCUCUUCCUGCCCCGUCCCCAAAUCAUGUGUCAAAGAUUCUAUUCCGGCCUUCUCUUAAGGUCUCAUAGGUCAACCUGGUUGCUAGGUGAUGCGGGGGGGGGGUCUACCAAGCGAAGCAGUCUUUGUGAAUAUUUGAAUAUUUAUCAAAGACACAUUUUAGACUGAAUUGUCUUUAAAGAUGUACGUUUCUUUUCUAUUUAAGUGCAUUACCUCCAGACCUGCUUCUCCAGCUUGUCUCUGUGCUGAGGCCUAAGCAGGGGAGCAGUGGUACACUACAGCAUUUGUAAACAUUGUACAGCCCCCCCACCACCAAGACCAGAAUCAGGACUCUGAUGCACUUUGAUCUAACGCUCCUCCACUGUAAAUAAGAUUGUAUACAUUUGACUGAAAUCAAUUUUUGCAAUGGUUGGUCAUAGUACCAUGGGUAGACUAAGAUGUAUUUAAAAAAAGAAAAUUGAAAAAGAAAAACAAUUUGUUAAACUAUUUUCUAUGUGUGCCGUCUGUGUGACUUUUCUAGCCUUGUACAGGGGGGGUUGAAACGCUCUGUAUCGUGAAGAAACUGAUUUGCAAUCACUUCAAAUUAAAAACUAGAUCCACAGUUAUUCA
This is a messenger RNA of Osmerus eperlanus (European smelt), 3674 nucleotides long. RefSeq names its product very low density lipoprotein receptor (gene vldlr). Gene Ontology annotation, cellular component: plasma membrane. The transcript has 19 exons. Gene Ontology annotation, molecular function: calcium ion binding; apolipoprotein binding. The record is from RefSeq and is a predicted model, not a curated record. The coding region runs from base 246 to 2843 and encodes 865 amino acids. NCBI's taxonomy places the organism in Eukaryota, Metazoa, Chordata, Actinopteri, Osmeriformes, Osmeridae.